Prorocentrum cordatum is the source of this 301-nucleotide messenger RNA. NCBI's taxonomy places the organism in Eukaryota, Dinophyceae, Prorocentrales, Prorocentraceae. The record is from the annotation of a GenBank genome assembly.
GUCGCCGUGGUUUACCUGGACCACAGACAUAGGGGCAUGGCGCUGGUGUGCCGCGCGCUGUACAACGCCAUAGGCCGCGGCACGGCGGUGUCCACCGUGUUCCGGCGCAGCCAGGGCAGGCCGCGCAUGGCCUCGGGGGCCCUCACGGACGCGGCGGUGCAGUGGCUGGGCGCCGUGGGCAGCGACAUGGGCCUCGGCUCGGUGGUGGCCUUCUUCGAGGGCCUGGAGCCCGCGGGCGGGAGCUCGGGCAGCGCGGCCGCGUCCGCCGCCAAGAGGCGGAAGACGGAGACGCCCUCGCAAG